AUGGAAUCACACGUCAAAUACCUUGACGAACUGAUAUUGGCAAUAAAAGACCUGAACUCGGGGGUGGGUUCGAAGGUACAGAUCAAAAAAGUGCCCACGGAUCCAUCUUCUUCCCAGGAGUACGCCAAGAGUUUGAAAAUUCUGAACACCCUUAUAAGAAACCUAAAAGAUCAAAGAAGAAACAACAUUAUGAAAAAUGAUACUAUUUUUUCGAAAACUGUUUCUGCCCUUGCCCUGUUGUUAGAGUACAACCCCUUCCUACUUGUUAUGAAAGAUUCUAACGGAAACUUUGAGAUACAACGGCUGGUAGACGAUUUCCUCAGUAUAUCCGUUCUGAACUAUGACAAUCACCAUAGAAUAUGGUUUAUGAGGAGAAAAUUAGGCAGCUGGUGCAAAGCUUGUGUCAAAUUUUAUGGAGAACCCACUAAGUUUCAGCUUACUGCCCAUUUUGAGAAUAUCAUGAAUCUUUACGAACAGGCCUUAACAGAAGUCCUGUUGGGUGACACGGAGCUUCUCAAGUUUUAUGAAACACUGAAAAGUCUAUACAUUCUAUUAUACUGGUUCACUUCUGAGCAUAGUACUUUUGGGAACUCCAUAGCGUUCUUAGAUUCUUCUUUGGGGUUCACAAAAUUUGACUUAAACUUCCAACGACUGGUAAGGAUCGUUCUUUAUGUAUUUGAUUCCUGCCAACUGCCACCAUUAGAAUAUGCUGAAAUCCAACUCAAAUAUGUUUCUCUGGUUGUGGACUAUGUUUGCAAUAGAACGAUUGCCAUAGCCCUGGAUACACCAGCUUUAGUUAAUUGUGAACAGUUAAAAUUUGCAUUGACUACUAUGCAUCAUUUUUUGGACAACAAGUAUGGGCUCUUGGAUAAUGAUCCCACAAUGGCAAAAGGAAUUCUUCGGCUAUAUUCUCUUUGCAUUUCUAACGAUUUCUCAAAAUGCUUUGUAGACCACUUCCCCAUUGAGCAGUGGGCAGAUUUUUCACAAACUGAACCUUUUCCGUUCACUCAAUUAACCAAUAAAGCCCUAUCCAUUGUAUAUUUCGAUUUGAAAAGAAGAUCUCUACCUGCUGGGGCUUUAAAGUAUGAUAAUAAAUAUAACAUCUGGGUUUACCAAUCGGAGCCGGACUCGAGUUUGAAAAAUGUCACUUCUCCCUUUGAUGAUCGAUAUAAACAGCUGGAGAAACUAAGAUUAUUAAUACUAAAGAAGUCUAAUAAGACACAAAGAGAGACUUUGCUCAAAUACCGUGUGAACCAACUAAGUCCUGGAUUCUUCCAAAGAACCGGCAACGACCUCAAGUUAAUUUUAAACGAAGCGUCUGUGUCCAUUCAAACUUGUUUCAAGACAAACAAUAUAACAAGGCUAACAUCAUGGACUAUAGUCCUCGGACGCUUAGCAUGUCUAGAAUCAGAGAAGUUUUCUGCCAGUCUAACAAACUCUACAAAGAAUAUGGACAACUGGUACGUUUGUCAUUUAUGCGAUAUUGAGAAAACUGGCAACCCGUUUGAGCGAAUAAAUUCAAAUAGACCAGAGGCAGGAAGUAAAUCAGAAAUUUUCAAGAUACUUCAAUCAAACUUUCUAUCCCACCCGAAAAUAGACGAAUUUAGUGAAUCUUUGUUAAGCGGCAUCUUAUUUUCUCUACAUAGAAUAUUCUCACACUUUCAACCGCCAAAACUUACAGAUGGAAACGGCCAAAUUAAUAAUGCUUUUGGACUGGUUCAAAAGUGUUUUAUGAAUUCUAAAAGAUACCUACGUCUAUUAAGUACUAGGAUUAUACCUUUAUUCAACAUAUCAGACUCUCAUAAUUCCGAAGAUGAACAUACUGCGACGCUAAUAAGGUUCCUGCAAUCUCAAAAAUUGCCAGUGAUGAAAGAAAAUUUAGUCAUUGCUUGGACGCAAUUAACAUUGACGACUUCUAAUGAUGUAUUUGAUACACUACUUUUGAAACUGAUUGACAUCUUCAAUUCCGAUGAUUAUAGUCUACGAAUAAUGAUGACCUUGCAAAUUAAAAAUAUGGCGAAAGUCUUGAAGAAAACACCAUAUCAAUUAUUAUCACCUAUUUUACCUGUAUUACUAAGACAAUUGGGGAAAAAUCUUGUGGAAAGGAAGGUUGGCUUUCAAAAUCUAAUCGAAUUAUUGGGCUAUUCCUCUAAAACGAUUCUUGAUAUUUUUCAGAGAUACAUCAUUCCUUAUGCAAUUAUUCAAUAUAAAAGUGAUGUAUUGAGUGAAAUUGCCAAGAUUAUGUGUGAUGGUGAUACAAGUUUAACUAAUCAGGUGAAGGUUAAUUUAUUGAAAAAAAACAGUAGGCAGAUAUUUGCCGUAGCGUUGGUGAAACAUGGUCUUUUUUCUUUGGAUAUCUUGGAAACUCUUUUUCUGAACAGAGCCCCAACUUUUGACAAGGGAUAUAUUACUGCAUACCUUCCUGAUUAUAAAACUUUAGCUGAAAUAACAAAGCUUUACAAAAACAGUGCUACCAAAGACGCAAGUGACAGCGAAAAUGCUAAUAUGAUCUUAUGCUCUUUACGAUUUUUAAUCACAAACUUUGAAAAGGACAAAAGACAUGGUUCAAAGUACAAAAAUAUGAACAACUGGACAGACGAUCAGGAAAAAGCGUUCCAAAAGAAACUACAGGACAAUAUUUUAGGUAUUUUCCAAGUUUUUUCGAGUGACAUACACGAUGUUGAAGGUCGCACCACUUACUACGAAAAGUUAAGGGUAAUCAACGGUAUUUCCUUUCUUAUUAUAUAUGCACCAAAAAAAUCCAUAAUUUCCGCAUUAGCUCAGAUUAGUAUUUGUUUACAAACAGGACUUGGACUUAAGGAAGUCCGAUACGAGGCCUUUAGAUGUUGGCAUUUGUUGGUUCGCCAUCUCAAUGAUGAAGAGCUCUCUACCGUUAUAGAUAGCUUAAUUGCAUUCAUACUUCAAAAAUGGUCUGAAUUCAAUGGGAAGCUUCGAAAUAUAGUAUACAGUAUACUGGAUACCUUAAUCAAAGAGAAGUCAGAUCUGAUUUUGAAGUUAAAACCGUACACUACUUUAGCUUUAGUGGGAAAGCCUGAAUUAGGUAUUUUAGCUCGUGAUGGCCAAUUCGCAAGAAUGGUGAAUAAAAUAAGAAGCACCACGGACCUUAUACCCAUAUUUGCCAAUAACUUGAAAAGCAGUAAUAAGUACGUCAUAAACCAAAAUUUAGACGACAUAGAGGUCUAUCUUAGGAGAAAGCAAACAGAAAGAUCGAUUGAUUUUUCACCGAAGAAGGUUGGACAAACUUCUGAUAUAACUUUGGUUCUAGGCGCUUUACUAGACACUUCUCACAAGUUUAGAAAUUUGGACAAAGAAUUAUGCGAGAAAUGCGCCAAAUGCAUCAGUAUGAUUGGUGUCUUAGACGUUACAAAACAUGAGUUUAAAAGAACUACAUAUUCAGAAAACGAAGUUUAUGACCUGAACGACAGCAUUCAAACUAUCAAGUUCUUAAUAUGGGUUAUUAACGAUAUUCUCGUUCCUGCAUUUUGGCAAAGUGAGAAUCCUAGCAAGCAAUUAUUUGUUGCCCUUGUCAUACAGGAAUCAUUAAAAUACUGUGGUCUAAGUUCAGAGUCAUGGGAUAUGAAUCAGAAGGAAUUAUAUCCAAAUGAAGCUAAACUAUGGGAAAAGUUUAAUUCCGUCUCCAAGACAACUAUCUAUCCGCUUUUAUCUUCCUUAUACCUUGCGCAAUCCUGGAAAGAAUAUGUCCCGCUUAAAUAUCCCUCUAAUAACUUUAAGGAAGGGUACAAAAUCUGGGUGAAAAGAUUUACAUUAGAUUUAUUAAAAACAGGUACAACUGAAAACCAUCCAUUACAUGUGUUUUCUUCUUUGAUUAGAGAGGACGAUGGCUCACUAUCAAAUUUUUUGCUACCUUAUAUUUCUCUGGAUAUUAUUAUCAAAGCAGAGAAGGGAACUCCAUACGCGGAUAUUUUAAAUGGAAUUAUCAUUGAAUUUGACAGCAUUUUUACGUGCAAUCUGGAAGGGAUGAAUAACUUGCAAGUCGAUUCGUUAAGAAUGUGCUAUGAAUCAAUUUUCAGAGUGUUUGAAUAUUGCAAAAAAUGGGCAACUCAGUUUAAACAAAAUUACAGUAAACUACAUGGCACUUUCAUUAUUAAGGAUACAAAAACGACUUACAUGCUUUUGAGAAUAGAAGAAUUUUUGCAAACAACUCCUUCGGAUUUAUUGGCUCAACGCUCUUUGGAGACAGAUUCUUUUGAAAGAUCUGCUCUAUACCUUGAACAGUGCUACCGACAGAAUCCUCAUGAUAAAAAUCAAAAUGGACAACUACUGAAAAAUCUACAGAUCACUUACGAAGAAAUCGGAGACAUUGACUCACUCGAUGGUGUACUAAGAACCUUUGCUACGGGAAACUUAGUAUCUAAAAUUGAAGAAUUACAAUUUUCUGAAAACUGGAAACUUGCGCAAGACUGCUUCAAUGUUCUUGGCAAAUUUUCAGAUGAUCCUAAAACUACCACCAGAAUGCUAAAGUCUAUGUAUGACCAUCAACUCUAUUCUCAAAUAAUAUCGAGCUCUUCUUUCCAUUCUUCAGAUGGAAAAAUUUCUUUGUCUCCGGAGGUAAAAGAAUGGUAUAGUAUAGGCCUAGAAGCUGCAAAUCUAGAAGGUAACGUUCAAACUUUAAAGGAUUGGGUGGAAAAAAUAGAGAGCUUGAGAGACAUUGAUGAUAGAGAAGUGCUUUUGCAAUACAACAUUGCUAAAGCCUUGCUUGCUAUCUCAAAUGGUGAUCCAUUGAGGACUCAAAAAUACAUCCACAAUUCCUUUAGGCUUGUCGGAACAAACUUCAUAACGUCGUCUAAAGAGACGACUCUGUUAAAGAAGCAAAACUUAUUGAUGAAAUUACACAGUUUAUACGACCUCAGUUUGUUAUCUUCCGCCAAAGAUAAAUUUGAGUACAAAAGUAACACUACCAUACUUGAUUAUCGAAUGGAACGUAUUGGGGCUGACUUCGUGCCCAAUCAUUACAUAUUGUCAAUGAGAAAGUCAUUUGACCAAUUAAAGCUGAAUGACCAGGCAGACGUUGACUUAGGAAAAACAUUCUUCACUUUAGCCCAAUUAGCGAGAAACAACGCUAGGUUAGAUAUAGCUUCCGAAUCAUUGAUGCAUUGUUUGGAGAGGCGAUUGCCUCAGGCAGAACUGGAAUUUGCUGAAAUACUAUGGAAGCAAGGUGAGAAUGAUAGAGCAUUAAAAAUAGUACAAGAAAUACAUGAGAAGUAUCAAGAAAAUUCAUCAGUCCACGCUCGUGAUCGUGCUGCCGUACUAUUGAAGUUUACCGAGUGGUUAGACCUUUCGAACAAUUCGGCGUCUGAACAAAUUAUUAAACAAUAUCAGGAUAUAUUUCAGAUUGAUUCUAAAUGGGAUAAACCCUAUUACUCUAUUGGCUUAUACUAUAGCAGACUACUUGAGCGCAAAAAAGCAGAAGGUUAUAUUACUAAUGGUCGUUUUGAGUAUAGGGCAAUAUCUUACUUUUUAUUGGCGUUUGAAAAGAACACGGCUAAAGUAAGAGAAAAUUUACCGAAAGUUAUCACAUUUUGGCUUGAUAUUGCUGCCGCAUCAAUUUCUGAAGCUCCAGGAAACAGGAAGGAAAUGUUGAGUAAGGCUACAGAGGAUAUAUGUAGUCAUGUUGAGGAAGCGUUGCAGCAUUGCCCCACAUACAUUUGGUACUUUGUUUUGACUCAGUUGUUGUCUAGGUUACUACAUUCUCAUCAAUCAUCGGCCCAGAUAAUAAUGCACAUACUUUUGAGUUUGGCUGUUGAAUACCCAUCUCAUAUUUUAUGGUAUAUCUCAGCCCUUGUGAAUUCUAAUUCUUCAAAAAGAGUUCUUCGUGGUAAGCAUAUUUUAGAAAAGUAUAGACAGCAUUCACAAAAUCCUCAGGAUUUGGUUUCUAGUGCUUUUGAUUUAACGAAAGCGUUAACUCGCGUUUGUUUGCAAGAUGUCAAAAGCGUCACAAAUAGAUCAGGUAAAUCUUUAGAAAAAGACUUCAAAUUUGACAUGAAUAUGGCUCCGUCUGCAAUGGUUGUUCCGGUAAGAAAAAAUUUAGAUAUCAUAUCACCACUAGAGUCUAACUCAAUGAGGGGCUACCAACCAUUUAGGCCGGUUGUUACUAUAAUUAGAUUUGGAUCAUCUUACAAGGUUUUUUCCUCACUAAAGAAACCCAAACAAUUGAAUAUAAUAGGAUCAGAUGGCAACAUUUAUGGAAUCAUGUGUAAGAAGGAAGAUGUCCGACAAGAUAAUCAAUAUAUGCAGUUCGCAACAACAAUGGAUUUUCUUCUAAGUAAAGACAUAGCUUCAAGAAAAAGAAACCUAGGCAUAAAUAUUUACUCAGUACUAUCCCUUCGAGAAGACUGUGGGAUAUUAGAAAUGGUACCAAAUGUUGUUACUUUAAGAUCUAUCCUUUCUACGAAGUAUGAAAGUCUAAAAAUUAAGUAUAGCCUGAAAAGCCUGCACGAUAGGUGGCAGCACACCGCGCCAGAUGGGAAACUAGAGUUUUAUAUGGAGCAGGUAGAAAAAUUUUCUCCAAUUCUAUAUCAAUGGUUUCUAGAAAAUUUUCCUGACCCAAUUAAUUGGUUCAAUGCCAGGAAUACGUAUGCCAGAUCUUACGCCGUCAUGGCGAUGGUUGGACAUAUAUUAGGUCUAGGUGAUAGGCAUUGUGAAAAUAUAUUACUCGAUAUACAGACCGGUAAAGUUCUUCAUGUAGACUUUGACUGUUUAUUUGAAAAAGGCAAGAGGUUACCUGUUCCAGAAAUUGUUCCCUUUAGGCUAACGCCAAAUUUACUAGAUGCAUUAGGCAUAAUUGGGACAGAAGGAACAUUCAAGAAAUCUAGCGAAGUCACAUUGGCUUUAAUGAGAAAAAAUGAAGUAGCGUUAAUGAACGUGAUAGAAACAAUCAUGUACGAUAGAAACAUGGACCACUCAAUACAAAAAGCACUAAAAGUUUUAAGAAACAAAAUCCGCGGUAUAGAUCCGCAGGAUGGCCUGGUUUUAAGUGUUGCUGGCCAAACAGAAACAUUGAUCCAAGAAGCAACAUCAGAAGAAAAUUUAAGCAAGAUGUAUAUUGGUUGGCUUCCAUUUUGGUAG
Messenger RNA from Saccharomyces paradoxus, 7107 nucleotides. RefSeq names its product protein kinase MEC1 (gene MEC1). Lineage: Eukaryota; Fungi; Ascomycota; Saccharomycetes; Saccharomycetales; Saccharomycetaceae. Gene Ontology annotation, biological process: protein phosphorylation; telomere maintenance; DNA damage checkpoint signaling. The coding region runs from base 1 to 7107 and encodes 2368 amino acids. Gene Ontology annotation, molecular function: protein binding; protein serine/threonine kinase activity. Gene Ontology annotation, cellular component: nucleus. The record is from RefSeq and is a predicted model, not a curated record. The transcript has a single exon.